Gordionus sp. m RMFG-2023 is the source of this 1266-nucleotide messenger RNA. Its product is annotated as acidic leucine-rich nuclear phosphoprotein 32 family member A-like. NCBI's taxonomy places the organism in Eukaryota, Metazoa, Nematomorpha, Gordioida, Chordodea, Parachordodidae. Gene Ontology annotation, cellular component: nucleus. The transcript has 6 exons. The record is from RefSeq and is a predicted model, not a curated record. Bases 118 to 1017 code for a protein of 299 amino acids. Gene Ontology annotation, molecular function: histone binding.
AUCGUAAUUUCGUUUAAAUAGUGUUUCCGCCUGCGCUCUUCUAAUUAUUUACCAAUAUAUAAUAGAUUUAUCCUCCAUUUAUCAUAAAAAUCUUUGAUAUUAUUCUAGUUUAUAGUUAUGAUGGAAAAACGUAUUCAACUUGAAACUAGAGGGCGAUCUCCUUCAAAAAUAAAAGAACUUAUAUUAGAUAAUUGUAAAGCUACGACUAUUGAAGGUUUGAAUGAUGAGUUUAUAAAUUUAGAAAAUCUUACAUUUAUUAAUGUUGGAUUAACCAGUUUAAAAAAUUUUCCUACUUUACCUAAUUUAAAAAAACUCGAUAUAUCAGAUAAUCGAAUCAGCGAUGGUUUGAAAAUUUUAUGUGAUAAAGCACCCCGUCUUGUCCGUUUAAAUUUAGCUGGAAAUAACAUAAGCGAUUUUUCAGCCAUUCAACCAUUAAAAAAUCUUAAAGAUUUGAUAUCCUUAGAUCUUUUUAAUUGUGGUAUACAACACAAAGAUGGUUUUAGAGAUAAGAUAUUUGAACUUAUACCUGGUCUUCAAUAUUUAGAUGGCUAUGAUAGAGACAACAAAGAUGAAUCAGAAAGUGACUUGGAUCCCUUGAAUGAUGAUGAUGAGGAUGAUGAUGAUGACGAAGAAGAGGAGGAUCCAGACUUUGAUGAUGAUGAAGAUGAUGAUGAAGACCAUCCAUUGCAUGAUGAAGAUGAUGAUGAUGAAGAUGAGGAAGAAGGGGCUGGAGAUGUAUCGAUAAAUGGUGGAGGAGUUAAAAAGGUGGCAGCCCCAAAGGGGCGUCAACCUAGGAAAGCCCCCACAGCUGAACAAGAGGAUGAGGACGAUGAAGAGGAUGAUGAUGAUGAAGGUGAGGAUGGGAAUGAAAGUGAUGAUGAGGAGGCUGAUGAAGCUGGUGAUAAAGUCCAUGUUAAAGGAGGUGUCAAAAAUAAAAAUAAAAAAGGGACCAAAAGGAAGUUACAAGGUGCUCCAGGGGAAGACGAUGAAGAUGAAGAGGAGGAAUAUGAUGAUUAAUUCUUAAUAAUUUUUUACUAUUUAGACUUGAUAAUUAAAAAAAAAUGAAUAUGUAAAAAGCCUAUAACAAAGCACAAAAAGUAUUCUGUUAUAUGUUUCUAUGUAUAUACAAUUAUGACUAUUUUUUCUUCAUAUAAUAGUAAUUCAUGAUCUACAUUGUCCUAUCAACCAAUAUUAAUUUUUUAAGUUAAAUAUGAUUUUAUAUUUAACUUCAUAUAAAUACAAAUAUAUUUUUUAUUAUACAUUUUA